Molecule: messenger RNA, 1620 nt
Organism: Hirsutella rhossiliensis
Lineage: Eukaryota; Fungi; Ascomycota; Sordariomycetes; Hypocreales; Ophiocordycipitaceae
Product: amino acid permease domain-containing protein
Exons: 6
Coding region: 1-1620 (539 amino acids)
Biological process (GO): amino acid transmembrane transport
Cellular component (GO): membrane
Molecular function (GO): amino acid transmembrane transporter activity
Source: RefSeq, a predicted model, not a curated record
AUGGCGCAAGCCCCCUUGUCGGCCGGCGACAACGACUCGUCGACGGCCCCCAAGCACGAUGUCGAGGCCAAGACCCGAGAGCCGUCGCACGACGACGCAGAGGGCCUCGUCUUCGCCCAGUCCGACUUCCUCAAGCGCUCCCUCUCCGCGCGCCAGGUCCAGAUGAUCGCCAUCGGCGGCACCAUCGGCACCGGCCUCUUCCUCGGCACCGGCAAGUCGCUCGCCACCGGCGGCCCGGCCUCGAUCCUCAUCUGCUACGCCAUCAUCGGCGCCAUCGUCUUCAUCACCAUGCUGUGCCUGGGCGAGAUGUCGGCCUUUGUCCCCGUCGCCGGCAGCUUCUGCACCUUUGCCGGCCGCUUCGUCGACGACGCAUUCGGCUUCGCCCUCACCUGGAACUACUGGUUCAACGACGCCGUCUCCACCGCCUCCGACUUGGUCGCCCUGCAGCUCAUCCUGCAGUACUGGACCGACCACUUUCCCGGCUGGGCCCUGAGCCUCAUCUUUCUCUUCAUCCUCAUCGCCAUCAACGUCAUUUCCGUCGGCGCAUACGGCGAGCUGGAAUACUGGCUGAGCCUGCUCAAAGUCAUUACCAUUGUGGCCUUCAUCAUCGUCGGUAUCGCCGUCAAUGCUGGCGCCAACUUGGAGGGCCGCUACAUUGGCGGAGAGAACUGGCGCCUUCCCGGGGCCCCAUUCGUUGGCGGCGUCGGGGGCUUCGCCUCGGUCUUCGUGACGGCCUCUUUUGCGUACGGCGGCACCGAAUCCAUUGCCAUCACGGCCGGCGAAACCAAAAACCCCACAAAGAACAUGCCCCGCGUCGUCAAGAACGUCUUCUGGCGGAUCCUCCUCUUCUACAUCCUCUCCAUCCUCCUCAUCGGCCUCAAUGUCCCCUACACCUACCCGGGCCUCAACUCCAAGUCGACGCGCACCUCGCCCUUUACCAUUGUCUUUCAGAUGACGGGCGCCCGCGCCGCCGGGAGCGUCAUCAACGCCGUCAUCCUCACCAGCGUCCUGUCGGCCGGCAACCAUGCCCUGUUCGCCGCGGCUCGGCUCUUGUACACGCUCGCCAUGGAGGGCCACGCCCCGCGGGUUUUCGCAAAGCUCAACAAGAAACAGGUCCCUUGGGUCGCCGUGCUUGCCUCGAGCGCCAUUGCCGGGCUUUGCUUUGCCUCGAGCUUCAUUGGAGCCGGCCAGCUGUGGAACUGGUUGCAAAACAUCGUCGGCGUCUCCAACCAGCUCAGCUGGAUCUCCAUCGGCAUCGCCUCCAUCCGCUUCCGCUCCGGCCUCGAACGCCAGGGCAAGACGCACCUGCUCCCCUUCCGUAACUGGACCUAUCCGUGGGGCCCCUGGAUGGCCGUCGUCCUCAACUGCUGCCUGGUGCUUAUACAAGGGUGGAGCUGCUUCAGCCCCAAGUUCGACCCCGUUAGCUUCGUGAGUUUCUACAUUGAGCUACCCAUCAUGCUCAUCAUGUAUCUUGGGUGGAAGCUUUUCAAACGGACCAAGCUAGUCGGGUUGGACGAGAUGGACCUGGAAACGGACGUUCACACUGCCGACGAGCACGCGGUAGAGAAGAAGAAAGGGUGGCAGGCAAAGGCCAGGAGAGCCGUCUCUUGGAUAUUCUAA